Molecule: messenger RNA, 3083 nt
Organism: Cyprinodon variegatus (sheepshead minnow)
Lineage: Eukaryota; Metazoa; Chordata; Actinopteri; Cyprinodontiformes; Cyprinodontidae
Gene: tex261
Product: testis expressed 261
Exons: 6
Coding region: 96-686 (196 amino acids)
Biological process (GO): endoplasmic reticulum to Golgi vesicle-mediated transport
Cellular component (GO): Golgi membrane; COPII-coated ER to Golgi transport vesicle; endoplasmic reticulum membrane
Molecular function (GO): COPII receptor activity
Source: RefSeq, a predicted model, not a curated record
ACACAGCGGAAGGAGUGUUGGACAAGGCUAGCAGCAAGCUAGCUUAUUUUAGCCUUCAUUCUCUUAUUUGUGUGUGUCGUAUCAUAUGCAGAGAGAUGUGGUUUAUUUAUUUACUGAGCUGGCUGUCGCUGGUCGUCCAGAUAUCUUUCGUCACACUAUCGAUAGCGGCUGGCCUGUAUUACUUGGCUGAGCUAAUAGAAGAGUACACAGUAGUAACAAGUCGAAUAAUAAAGUACAUGAUCUUGUUCUCCACAGGUGUGCUGCUGGGUCUCUAUGUUUUUGAAGGCUUCCCUCUGUUAAUGGUGGUAGUCGGCCUCUUUACAAACCUGGUGUAUUUUGGCCUCCUGCGAACCUUUCCCUACAUACUGCUGAGCUCCCCCAACUUCAUCCUCUCCUGUGUGUUAGUGGUGGCGAACCAUUACAUGGCCUUCCAAUACUUUGCACAAGAAUAUUACCCAUUUUCAGAGGUGCUGUCAUACUUCACCAUCUGCCUCUGGGUCAUCCCCUUUGCCUUCUUUGUGUCACUAUCAGCAGGAGAAAAUGUGCUUCCAUCCACCAUGCAGCAAGGAGAUGAUGUGGUGUCUAAUUAUUUCACCAAGGGAAAACGAGGCAAGAGGUCCGGGAUCCUUCUUGUAUUCUCCUUCCUAAAGGAGGCGGUACUUCCCAGUCGACAGAAAAUGUACUGAAGGACUCGGGGGUGCAGACUCUGGGCUGGGGACGAGUCGGUGUGAUGAGAAGUUGGACAUGGAAUGGUAAUGCAGGAAGGACGGCGGACAGUUUUUUGGUGGAAUUGACUAAAAGCAAAGCAGCAGCCAAAACAACAAGGGGGGGAAACGCACAAAAAGGACGGACCAACGAACAGACUGGAUGAUUGAGUUUACAAAAGCCACGUUCAUCUUUGGGUUUGUUCCAACUGCCAACAACAUCUACAGUCCUGACAGUAGCGCAGUGAUUUUUGUAUCAUCACAAUAAUUUUUUAAGCUUUAGUAUUGAGGCAAUGUAUGUGUGAUUUGAAACAAUAACUGACAAACUGAAAAUGUUGGCUGGGAUGGAUAAAUCAUUGUUGGAUUUCCUCUUAAAGAUUUCUUCUGUUGUUUUUGCGUUUGUCUGAUUACGUGUUUAAGGUAGCAGAAAAGCCAUGUAGGAGGGAUAAAAAUGCUUCCAUUUAAUGAGGGGUAGAUUACAGAGAGCCAACGUGCGGAAAGCGAAAAUCCUUAAAUGAAUCACUUUGAAGGAGGAGUUUAAAGUCUGUUAAGAUGGAUAUGGUGAGUUUGGUUGGUGGUAAGUGUACUUCUUUUAAAUCUGGUGAAAGAAACUUAUUUUAUGUCUUAAUUUCAGUGCGUUCCGUUGCUCUGGAUCAGUUAAACCUGUUGUCGGUCAUUUUUCUGCUCUGCCAUUUCCCAUCUUAGUUUUGUUUUGAACACUUGAAGGCAGCGUCUGAAACAUUAACCAAUAUCUCACACUCUUUAGGGAAGUCUCAAACCGUCAUUACUCAGAACAUGCACAGAUACUUGCCUUCUUUUGGGAUGUUUUGGACUCAUAAUUUGCAUUUCUUUUCCAAUAGGAAUCCAUUCUUACCCCUAGAGUGUUUCGUUUUACAAAUUUAGGGAGUUUGUUUCCAUCACGUUUUAUUUGUUGUAAGGUGCGUUUAUGUGACUCAAAAGACCUUUAUCUACUGGCAGAAGGGUUGCUUCUAGUUAUUCUUGAUAAUAAUAUCAAUUGUUAUAAGAGUCUAGUAGCUUACUUAAAACUUUUAAAUUCUUUCCUAAUGAAUAUAAACUGCUACUCGGAGGUUAAGCAGGUUACAGCGAAAUGGCAACACUCUAUGAAUCUGGUCUCAAUGCUACGAUUCGCUUUAACUCUUUCACCACUCAAUAGCGCUGACUGGUGGCUACCUCCCUCUCUUAAUCUUUAACUGUCAACGUUUUUUUUUUUGUAUCUAAGGUUAAAUAUGACAUGACAGACAAAUGUAAAAACUUAAGAUCAAACCUGUGAAAUGAUGUUUGUAGGGUGAAAGAUGCCGGGAGAUGAAAGCUGCACAGUUUAGCUUUAUGACGGCAACACUACAGCAGAUGAGAAUGUUCGCAGGAUUCAUCAUAGGUUGCUAUGCACACAGCUGUGAAAUAAAAACUUUUAUGGAAAAUAACAUUUGGAUUUAGCUGUUGAUGUUUGAAUGAAACGAGGGGUUAGAAAAUAUUCAGAUUAUUUGAGGUGACCGGGCCUCAGGGGGAGCACCAGGUUCAUGGUGGUGUGCCCUCUGACCCUGUCUGAGGUGUGAAAUGCUUCAUGAAGUAAAGGAGGAAGAUGACCACACCAAACGCCUUCAGCCGACAGGCUGUGACUUAAGGUUUGGAUCCAGAAGACUUCACCUGAGUCCUGGUUCACAUCCCUGCGGCGGCUCAGUGGAGGCGCACACAUCUGUGACAGGUGACCCAGUUCAGUGAGGUUUUCUCACCUUUCACUCACCCCUCCACCACCGUGUGCCAGCCUAGCUUUUGUUGAGCUCGUACCUGGAGUGUAUGACACGUUUAAGGUUGUCACUUUAGGCACAUUUUGUUAAACUGUGAUGUUCAGCGGCUCACCUGAACACAUUCCAAGUUUCAAAGGUGGCGACGAACCAUUUCAACAUUUUUUAUUUUUCUUCAUUUCAUGUGACAGACAUCCUGUAUGUUUCAACCAGGCAAUCAUUUCGUCAUGGGCUCAUUCUUUAUUCAUAUUCAAAUUCAGGCACCUUUGGAUGACAUUUAAGCUUCCAGACUUUUACAUGAGUUUCUGCUUUAUUGUGAAAGUUCUCAGAAUCUUCAGAAAUUAACUGACUAGUUUUUUCAUCGAUCCUUUUCUGCUCAUGAAGCCCCCCUUUCCUGGAUCUGGGUGUAUAGUCACACACCUAGCAAAGCAAAAACAAUCCAACCUGUCUUUACCUUUAGUUUUAAUGCAGACAGCUGAUGGAUUUUGAGUAAAAAAACCUACGGUUGUUUGGAACUCCUAAAAGCUUCAUCCAUUUGGAAAAUGUCUACAGAGCAUAACUCUACCACCAUCGUGUUUUACAGCUUGAGGAUUGGCAAUGAUGUCUUAUAUUAUCG